AGAGAGAAAAAGAGAGAGAGAGAAACAAAACGUGACUAGGCACCCAAAGCGUCCUGUUAUGCAACUACUGACCUACUAACAUACAUUUUGAGACAGAAAGCCAGGAGAGAGAGGGGAGGGAAACUGGAGCGCGUCACCGACACGGAACGAGCAUCCGAAGCAAAACACAGGGGGUGCGGAGUGGCGGCACUCGGCUCGCGGCCGGACGCAGAGCGUGAGGAGCACGAGCGCAUAUCCAUAUGGUGCAUCUGAGCGGAGCGGCGAGGAGACGGAGCUCGGAGAGACACGGAGAGGGAAACGGAGACGCCGCUGCUGCGGACACUGUGCGUGGAUUUCGAGGCGCGCGCGGAGGCUGCUGAAGGGUGAAACGGUGCCCCCAGGAGCCUGGCAAGUUGAGCCAGACGGAGUGACCUACAUCCUGCGGAGCGCCCCGAGCAGCGGGCACGCUGCUGUCAGAUCGGCUCUUUCGGAGGGACCAGACGGCCAACCAAGAGGGAGGCUGAGGGUCAGAUGCAUCCCUGUCUCCAGGCUACAGGCGUCUCCUUGUGAAGCCAACGCCCACAAAGCUGAGAGAAAGCAGAACGGCAGAGCGUCCUUUCCUUUUCGGGAGACAAAGACUUUGCGCCUUGCGCUGCUUACGGUCCCUUGUUAAAUGUGGGAGGCUCAGGUUGCUUUCCACCUCUUUCUCAUCUUUCUAGCUAAUUUAGACACUUGAGCUUCAAAAAUACUGGCAGAAAUGUAAAGCGAGAACACACACACAUUUACAAAUGCGGUUCGCCCCCGGAAACGCACAAGUACAUCAGGAAGGUUUUUCUGAUCCAGCCACUUAGAAUUUCCAGAAGAGAAAAGGGAAGGAACACAUAGAAAAGAUCCCUCGAAAGACAACUCCUCUCCGUUCCCUUGUCGUAGAACUUGUUCAGGAACUCAAGUCUUCGAUGGUAGCCGAGUACCACAAUUCCAAGCGUCCCCCUGCCCGACAAUAAUGGAAAGCUUGCCGUCUCAAGUCCCAGCAUCCAGUUCCAACUGCACAGGCAAAAACCUUGACGACUUGGAGGGAUUCUCCGGCUACAGCGAACGUCUCCCCUCACCCCAGAGCAACCCAACCCGCCAGGCCAGGCUUCUCAAGCCCAAACCCAACAUGAGUGGCCGCCGUAAGCGUGAGUUCAUCUCAGAGGAGAAGAAGGAUGCCUCCUAUUGGGAGAAGCGCCGCAAGAACAAUGAGGCGGCCAAACGGUCCCGUGAAAAGCGCAGACUAAACGACAUGGUGCUGGAGAACAGAGUCAUGGCGCUCAAUGACGAGAAUGUGCGUCUGAAGACGGAGCUCCUGCAGCUCAAGCUACGCUUUGGGCUGAUCAGCACCGCCUCUUACAUGGAGAAGAGCCAGCAGAUCAGUGGCACUAACGGGGGAGCUGGAAGUUCUUCCUCCAGCCAUUACUUCUCUAGUGGCUACUCCAGUGGUUCACAAGUGAUGAUGAACUCUGAUUCCUCUGAGGCCGAGCAGUCCGGCCGGGGGGACAGCCACACACCGUUGGUCAAGUACUCCCCACGCGGGUCCCUGUCCGACAUGUCCGAUGGUUCAUCUCGUGACAGUCCCGAGCCCUUGAACUAUGAGGUCAAGCACGAGAGCGCGGGCAUGGACAUUGGAGGGCUUGAGGUGGAUGUCAAUGUCAACAAUGGAAGUGCCACGCAGAUUGUGUUCAGCCUCCACCCCAACCUGAGUUCUUCUCAUCAUUCGCACUGCCAGCUUCACCACGACAUUGUGGCAAACCCAUCGGCCCCUUUGACUGUCCCCCAGAGGAGUGUCAUUCUAUACCGUUCCAGCAGUGGCUCCUAUCCCACGGAGAGCCAGAGGUCCCCUCCUCCUCCACAACCACCACUACAGCAAGAACAACAACUGAGUUCCCCUGAUGCAUAUCCAGGCCAGUCUUGCAGCACUGCCCCUCAGCCUGGGAGCUCGGAGACUUUGGCAGAGGUGACGAAGCAACUUGAGAGGAAGAUGCUUGAUUCCCCGCCCUUUGAGUAUGCCAGCAGGAUGGAUGAGCAGUGCUAUGGGGUCCACAACCAGCAGGAGGGGCAGGUGCCUACCAGCCUUGUUUUGGACCUUCCUCGCAACCAUGAGGAGACAGAUUGUCACAUGUACAGCCAUCACCACUCUUGUCUCAGUCCCCGCAAUGAAGAGCCACCAGUUUUGACAUACGAGGGCCCUAGGCCUAAGGGUUACUACCAGGAACACUCAACCUCAGCCAAGGACACAUCCUCUAGUGAUGGAGACCCUAGAAGUUCAGACAAGGAUGCCUCCACAGAUGAUGAGUCUCCUUCCUCAUCUUGCUCAGAAACUGGGAGCUAUCGACAGCCAGCAUCCCAUCUGCCUGCUGUAUUGGUCGCUGCACCCCAAAGCCAAAGCCCAGAGGCUCAGGCAGAAGUAAGAGGCACUGCACUGCCUCACAAGCUACGCCUCAAGCACAGGGCCAUGAAUAGCGGGUCCCAAUGUGACCCCUCAGGUGGCCCACUGAUCACUGCCCCUGCUCUGCCCCAGCACCCUUACUUAGCUCUUACAAAUGUCAGUCAGCAGGUGAGCAGCAAAGAGGCAGAGAGAUGGACACAAACAGACUUCUGCAAAAAAGAAGAGCCCAGGAAGGAAUGUGGGAAGAAGGAGCCAACUGCACGAAACAGCCGAAAUAAAAGGUGUGACUGAGCGAACCAAGGAGAUGCUGGAGGUGGCUCCUAGCCCCUGUCUCCAGUGACUUCCUGAAAAAAAGUAGAGGCUCACUGACUGCAACUGGUUUUGUUUACCCAUGUCAUAUAACCCCUCUUAUAGCUUCUUUGUAACCCUUUGUCCUGAAACCAGAAAGCUGUAUUGAAAAACCUAACCCCCCAAAUGAGUUCAUUGGUGCACUGACAUAUGCUGUACAGAUGUCCCUGGUGUCUUUACCGGAGACAAGAAGCAUUUAGCAGGAUGGCACAGGGUGAGUGAAGGAGAAAGAAUGGAACUUCUUUGCUUCUGAUUUCUUUCAUUUACAAAAAAAGAUGUUAACCAAGAGCGAGCGCUUCGUGUCACCCUGGCAUGCCGAAUAAGUUUCACAAAAAGUUGUGCGAGCACAUUUUUUAUGAAGUGAAAACUUCAAGUGCCCCCUACCAUGGCUUACAGCCGUUCUAACACGGACUAAUGUGGAUGACAUCCACACGUACCAAACAGAAAACAUUCUGGGAACAUUGCCUUGACCAAAGAAACAAUGCUCUGACUGAGAGACCUAUCCAUCUUCUUUCUUCACUUUCUCUUUUUAUUUUUCAAGCACUUGGUUUGUAUAUUACUGUGAUAUAGAAGUAUACAUAUUAUAUAUAAAGAUAUAUUUUAAAGAGAAAACAAAAAAAGCUACUCAAAAAAAAAGACAGAAACUGUAAUAUGGAGAGAGGAUACGAACAGUCAACAGUCUGUCAUUGUGAGAAUGAUUGAAAAGUCCUAUCCCGUCUGUUGCUGCAAAUUCUAUCUAGGUGAAAAGAAAAAAAAAAAAAAUUAUUUUUACAUUUAAUGUUUAUUUAACGUUUGGGUGGAGUUUUUUCACAGGUCAUUAUAAAGUUUGUUUUUUAAAAAAAAAAUCUCGCCAUUUGAUAGGUGAACGGACAGGACGGUUUACGACACGUACCCUGAUAGAUGGCAUCGACCGGUUGAACGUUUACAGCUCCGCGCCACUGAGCUCGCCGUUCGGGACACGCCCUUGAGAAAAAGGCUUUUGCUAUUAAGAGUGGCGUGCAAAAUGGUUGGGGCUGAUAGUGAGAGAAUUCCACAAAGCACCAAACGUUGUGCUGCGUAGCCACCGCUUUGCCCUGCCUUCAAACAAGACAUUUGGUAAGAAGCGGGUAGACGGUAUUCUACCAGUCCGCAAUUCAGUCGUUGAAGCAAAGCUGCAUUUAGGGCCGCUUUUCUAGAUUAUCCCAAUACACAGCAUAUCCAUUCAUUCAUUAUCAGUAACCGCUUGUCCUAGGAGAGGGUCACGGUGGUGUGAAGCCUAUCCCAGAUGCAUAGGGCACAGCAGGCCAUUGCAGAAUAUACAGUAUCUGCUUCUCCUGUUCUGCGCGUAGACAACAGCGGUUGGGAAAGGAUACUUACUGGUGACGAUAGUCACGGGAGCAAAUUAAAAACAUGCAUGAAAAACAUUUUAGCAUCUUCCGUUACAGUGGGAGUCCAACAAAGCUUUGCUUAUAGAGAGCUGCAGCCGAAGGUGGGCAACACCAGCUGUGUGCGAAGGGGAGAGUACGCCGUGGUGACUGGUUGAGAUGAACCUCCACUCGGCGAUGGAGAGUGCUCACAAAGUGCGCCCAGAGCACCGUUAAACCGUAUCCGGUGCCCCUUUCCUUCCCACACGAUUCUGACGAGAGCCCUCGUGCCACAGUGGCGGCAAAGCGAUCCUGCGGUCCAGAACAACAUACCGUAAGCCAACGUGCUGCUCGUCACCCUUACGCGCGGGCGAGAUCCGCGUCCGUAGGCUCGGCCGUUUCUGUCGAUCCCGGCUCAGUAAUUAUUGACAGUAUUCGUCUUGCCCGCGUAUAACUUGCCAUUUUGAUAAAAUGUAAAUCUCAACACCUUCCCAGCACGACACUAAAAAAAAGACACCUACCACAGUAUGAAUGAAGAUAUUUAUUUCUUUUUGAGCUCCGCCUUCUUCGCGCGACAUAAAUGUACACCUGUCCCCGUUUCGUAGUCCUCAUUUCGUACAUAGCCGAAGUGUGCACUGGAUCAUAAAAUUUGUAAUGUCUUUGUAAAAAUGGAAGCCUAGUAUUUGGGCACUUGUGUAUAAAUGUAUAAAAAAAAAAAAACACGUUCUUUUUUCCCUUGCAUUGACAAUGUUGUAAUGUUUAUUUUGUUGGUUUUUUUUUUUUUUUUAAAUUUUAUUCUAAUUUUUUGGUAAAUGUUGUUCCUGUUUUUAUCUUACUGUGUCUAUCUGUCCUUCCCACUCUGGAAGGUAUGUAUUUGCCCGUGGAUGCCCCCAUACCCACUCCUCCCACCCCGUACCUAAGUGUGUAUUCAACUGUGAUUGGUGUGUUUUUGCUGACGGUUUUAAGAAAAACAGAAAAAAAAAAAAAGUGAUGUUGGUGUGAUCGAGGGGAUCUGCGAAGGAUAACCCCCCCAUUUUUUUGGAAAAGUAAGAAAGACACUAAAGGUUGUUGUGACAAAUGGGUGCAUUUCAAAUAAAACAGAACAAAAGCAAAAAAAAAAAUAAAUAAAUAAAAAGGUUGUUGAAUAUCUCAAACCGGCACUUCCCCCUUCUGCCUUUUGUUUCCAGCGCUAUUCAAGCGAGGGAUGAACUUCCACGCUGAAAAAUACAUGCUUCUUUACGAGACCUAAAUGAGUGCUGGCAAGGCCGCGCACCCAUGACCACCCGGAGAUAUCAGCUGUCAGACAAAGACUGCACAGCACCCCCCGCCCAUUGGAGGGGACACACUGACACACAUUGUGACUUACUCCACUGAUGUAACAGUGGCCUAGUUAUAAAGCCAGACAGACACAAAGUGAUGCACAGCCAUAU
Messenger RNA from Scleropages formosus (Asian bonytongue), 5525 nucleotides. It is a transcript of the gene nfil3-2, whose product is annotated as nuclear factor, interleukin 3 regulated, member 2. Gene Ontology annotation, cellular component: nucleus. Lineage: Eukaryota; Metazoa; Chordata; Actinopteri; Osteoglossiformes; Osteoglossidae. Gene Ontology annotation, molecular function: DNA binding; DNA-binding transcription factor activity. Gene Ontology annotation, biological process: circadian rhythm; regulation of DNA-templated transcription. The transcript is spliced from 2 exons. The record is from RefSeq and is a predicted model, not a curated record. The coding region runs from base 983 to 2695 and encodes 570 amino acids.